Ictalurus furcatus (blue catfish) is the source of this 3118-nucleotide messenger RNA. RefSeq names its product junctional adhesion molecule 2a (gene jam2a). Gene Ontology annotation, biological process: leukocyte tethering or rolling. Gene Ontology annotation, cellular component: cell surface; tight junction; protein complex involved in cell adhesion. Lineage: Eukaryota; Metazoa; Chordata; Actinopteri; Siluriformes; Ictaluridae. The record is from RefSeq and is a predicted model, not a curated record. Bases 558 to 1409 code for a protein of 283 amino acids. The transcript has 7 exons.
UUCUAUUCACAAUUCAUUUUUACUAUCGUACAGGCAAGAGUGGGCGGUCAGAUACGAAGCUUGUGGGACAAAGAAAGACCUCGUUCAUUAACAGCGUAUUGGACACAGUGCAGUGCUCAUGGGGUGCUUCGGAAUAUGUUUACUACAUCUUUUGUGUAUACUUUUUUAAAAUAUAUUUUGGGAUAUAGAAGUCAAAGUAUUGACUUGGGAAUUUGGGAUAUGUAAGUCAACCAAAAAUAACUGCUGGAGUGGGCAGGGUUAAUCAGAAUUGCUUUGGGAAUGGGAAUUAACCAUACAGACCUGCUCUAAUAAAUUAUGAAGAACAGGCUAAACCCAAGCUGCUUUGAAGAUUGUAUAGCUGCAGUCUCCUACUGAAUAUAGAUUUCACGCUUUAUCUGUAUUUAUAACUAACAAAGACGUCAAGGUGCUGUAUUUGGAACAUGAAACAUUAAUUUCAAGACAAUACUGUAUGGCAAUAUACUGCAAUGUGAAGCAUGACAACCGAAUGGCGAAUGGUGGCUUGAUGAUAUGACAAAUAACCUACGAGCAGAAACAGGAUGAUGAACAAUGGUUGUGUGAUGCAUAAUCCAGUCAGCAGGGAGGAAGGGCUACACCUGUUUCCUUUUCCUGAAAGGAAAGCUUUGUCGAUUGUCUCUAUGUUAGGUGUUCCUGUUACCCCCGUUAUGGUCUCCACCUCCAGCCGCAUAGUAGAAGUGGAGGAACACUCAGAGGCCAAGCUUUCCUGUGAGUUUAAGACAGAGAAAGAUCAGAAUCCUCGCAUCGAGUGGAAGAAAAUGGAAGAAAAAGGCACCUCCUUUGUCUACUUUAAUGGCAGCUUCGCAGGAUUUUAUAUGGGACGUGCAAAGAUGGAAGGGGCAACAAUAACAUUACAGAAGGUGACACUGAAGGAUGUUGGAGAAUAUCGCUGUGAGGUCAGCGCUGCUGCUGACGAUGUCCAGCUGGGAGAGACCAUUCUCACUCUAAAAGUGUUGGUACCUCCACACAUCCCGUCCUGUGAGAUCCCGAGCUCUGCGCUGACCGGAUCUAGAGUGGCAUUGCGCUGUAGGGACAAGUACAGUAUUCCUCCUGCAAGCUACACCUGGUACAAAGACAAGAAUCCUGUCUUUCCACCGCGCCAUACCAAUGCCACUUACUCUGUCAGCAAGGAGACAGGCAUUCUUACAUUUCGUACAGUUACCAUAGCUGACUCAGGACUGUACCACUGUGAGGCCAACAAUGGGGUUGGAAAGCCAAAGAGCUGUGUCGGAAAUCACAUGACGGUUGAUGAUCUAAAUGUUCCAGGGAUUGUAGCCGGGAUUGUCAUUUUUUGCAUGAUCAUAACUUUAUGCACUCUUGGGGUCUGUUAUGCCCACCGACAAGGCUACUUUAACCAACCCGAUCCCAUUUGAAGGUCUAGUAGUGUCUGGCAAACUGAAGACCCUCAAGUUUGUUUUUGGAUGAGAGUAGAGACUUUUUUCUUGAAGCCCUUCCAAACAACUUGUGGUGAUGUCGGUGACUUCGGAUUGUAGUUUGGGAGACUUUCUGACCCCAAGACACAACUAACUUCUGCAAUUCUCCAGCUGUGAUACUUGGAGAUUUUUAUCCACUCGAACCGUCCUCUUCACAGUGUGUUGAGACGAUAUAGACACACGUCCAAUUCCAGGUUGAUUCAUAACAUUUCCAGUUGACUGGAACAUCUUAAUUACCUGAUGGUGGAAAUGGGCGUUUUCAAUGCUUGUGCUAUUUUCUUAUAGACUCUUGCCACAAUCACAGCUAUAUUCCUUGUUCUUACCCAUUGUUAUGAAUGACUAAGGGAAUUUGGCCUAUGUGUUACCUCAUGUUUAUACCCCUGUGAAACAGGAAGUCAUGGUUGAACAAUUUCCUGUUUCUAGUCACCAAGAUGUACAUUUUUUUUUUUUUUUUUUUUUAAAUAUCAAUGGGAAUGUACUUCAAAUAUAUGUUUCUUAUAUGAAUUCAUAGGGGUGCCAAUAAUUGUCACACAGCUAUAUUUAACAAAGAUUUUUUUAAAAUAAAUCUGUAUUUUGUUUGCAAUUGUUUGAGAUCCAUGAGAGCGGAGUAUUUUUGUGAAUUCUUUGAACAAAAGAUCAAAAGGUUAAACAAUAAAGACAAUUUUUCACAGCCUUCUUUGCUCAUAUUUAACAAGGGUGCCAAUAUUACUGGAGGGCACUGUAUACUGUGAUAUUCACAUCAUAUUUUCAUAUUAGAUUUAACAUUUAAAAUAUACUCUCAAUUAAUGUACGGUACAAUUGGCUCAAUUAAGCCAAAAUUUCUGCUUUUAUAGAGGUUAUUAAAUUCAUAAUUAUUAGCAUGGAAAUUUCUUGAUAAUUUACUAUUAAACCCCCUUUUCCAGUUUAUUUAAAAUAACGCAAAUGCCGCUGAAUGUCACAAUUCGAGGUUGAGCCAGAAGCAGGUGCAGAUAAUGACAUUUAUUUGAAGCAACGUACCGAGAAACAAAGACACUAAGACAACUUGACUACAACACACUGUGGCAAGAAACAAACACCAAGACAUAAACAUCAUGAGUCUUAAACACUACUUGGUAGAAUACUGUGGCAAAACUAAACAUAGACUAACAAGAUCAGGAAACAUGGAACACAGGAGUCUAAGACAACGAAAGACAAACAAACCGUGCAGACACAGACUAUAUAUACACAGGAGUGCUCAUUAACCAAAACGUGAAUCAGGUGCAGGUGGUCAUGUGACAACUAGUGCAGUGCAGUGGCUGAUGGGAAAUGGAGUCCAGAGUUUCUUGAUACGUGACAGAACCCUCCCCCAAGGGCGCUACUCCCGGAGUGCCCAAAAUUAUACGUCCUCCCUCUGGUGGUCCUGGUCCCCUGGGAUAAAUGUCCCCAGCAAAACCAGGAGGCCAGGCAGCUUCCACAAUGGCAUAGGGAGGCCGAGAUAUUUCCUCAGCUGAACAUGAAAGCGGGGCGAUGUCCUCGGCAGAGCAUGAAAGCGGGGCGAUGUCCUCCACGGGACAGGAGAGGGGAGCGAUGUGCUCCAUGAGACUCAAGGGGGGAGCGAGGUUCUCCGCGAGGCCAGGGAGAGGAGCGAGGUUCUCCGCGAGGCCAGGGAGAGGAGCGACAUCUUUAGCGGA